AUGUAUAGGAAGUGUAUCAAAAUGCCAGAUAUAGCAAAAUCUUAUUGGGCGCUCGCGCUGGGAGUACUUAGUGUUAGUUUCGUUGGUUACUGUGUGUAUUUUGAUCAUAAACGGCGCAGUGCACCAGAAUUUCGUGAAAAAUUAAAAGAAAAACGACGAAAACAAAAACAAAAACCUUUGCUAAAUCAAGAUGAUUCAUCUGUUGAAGUUGAUAUAACAAAUGCCGAAGAAAUGAAACGAUUUUUUCUGAUACAAAUUCAAAAAGGAGAAGAGCGCUUAUCACAAGGUGAUUUGGAUGCCGGUGUUGAACAUUUAGCCAAAGCUGUGGCUGUUUGUAGUCAACCACAAAGUCUUAUGGCAUUAUUUCAACAAUCAUUACCACCAGAAUUAUUUCAGGAAAUAAUCAUGCGUUUACCACGAGCUGCUCAAUCAAUUCAUCAUAACAGGUCGGAUUCAUUCAUGCGUAAUUCUACAACAAUUCUCAAUGAACCAGACCUUGAAUAG
Didymodactylos carnosus is the source of this 504-nucleotide messenger RNA. The record is from the annotation of a GenBank genome assembly. NCBI's taxonomy places the organism in Eukaryota, Metazoa, Rotifera, Eurotatoria, Philodinida, Philodinidae.